Molecule: messenger RNA, 2743 nt
Organism: Mastomys coucha (southern multimammate mouse)
Lineage: Eukaryota; Metazoa; Chordata; Mammalia; Rodentia; Muridae
Product: calcium-activated chloride channel regulator 4A-like
Exons: 14
Coding region: 1-2703 (900 amino acids)
Biological process (GO): chloride transport
Molecular function (GO): intracellularly calcium-gated chloride channel activity
Source: RefSeq, a predicted model, not a curated record
AUGAUGGCAUUCUCCAGGGGGGUUGGUAUCCUCCUCCUCCUGUACCUGCUACAGGGGUCAGACACUUCCUUGGUAAGGCUGCAUGAGAAUGGUUAUGAAGACAUCAUCAUUGCCAUUGAUCCUGCUGUGCCAGAAGAUGCAACCAUAAUUGAACGCAUAAAGGAAAUGGUGACUAAAGCAUCCACACACCUUUUUGAAGCUACAGAAAAAAGGUUUUUCUUCAAAAAUGUGUCUAUAUUAAUUCCUGAGAGCUGGAAAGACAGUCCCCAGUACAGGAGGCCAAGACAGGAGAGUUACAAGCAUGCUGAUAUUAAAGUUGCACCUCCCGCCCUUGAGGGCAGACAUGAGCCCUACACCCGGCAGUUCACACAGUGUAAAGAGAAAGCAGAAUACAUCCACUUCACCCCUGACUUUGUACUGGGGAAAAAACAAGAUGAAUAUGGAGAUUCAGAAUUGAGAGUUCAUCAAUUGGUAGAUUUCUCCUUUGACCAGUGCUCCACAGGUAUCACGGGUAUGAAUAGAGUCCAUACAUGCCAAGGGGGAAGCUGUAUAACCAGAAGGUGCAGAAAUAAUUCCACCACAAAGUUAUAUGAAAAGGAUUGUCAAUUCUUCCCUGAUAAAGUUCAAUCAGAAAAGGCAUCCAUAAUGUUCAUGCAAAGUAUCGAUUCUGUGACUCAAUUCUGUAAAAAAGAAAACCAUAACCAAGAGGCUCCAACUCUCCACAAUAAAAUGUGCAAUUACAGAAGCACAUGGGAAGUGAUCAGCAAUUCUGAGGAUUUUAAUAACAGCACGCCCAUGGAGAUGCCACCCUCUCCACCCUUCUUCUCACUGCUGAGGAUCAGAGAAAGAAUUGUGUGCCUAGUUCUUGAUGUGUCCGGGAGUAUGGCUUCUUCUGAUCGUCUCAGUCGAAUGAACCAAGCAGCAAAAUACUUUCUAAAGCAGAUAAUUGAAAAUAGGUCCUUCGUAGGGAUGGUACACUUUCAUAGCCAGGCCACUAUUAAGAGCGAGCUGAUUCAAAUAAUCAGUGACAUCGAGAGAGACAAGCUCUUGCAAACAUUACCUACAAGUGCGAAUGGAGGGACGUCCAUCUGCUCUGGAAUCAAGACUGCUUUUCAGGCAUUUAACAAUAAAGGAUACCAGACCGAUGGGACUGAGAUUGUGCUGCUGAGUGAUGGGGAGGACAGCACAGCCAAACUCUGUAUUGACGAGGUGAAAGACAGCGGGGCCGUCGUUCAUUUCAUUGCCUUGGGACCAUCUGCUGAUUUAGCUGUAACAAACAUGAGCAUUCUGACAGGUGGAACGCAUGUUGGUUCUUCAGAUGAAGCGGAGAACAAUGGACUCAUUGAUGCUUUUGGGGCCCUGGCUUCAGAAAAUGCUGAUGUCACCCAGAAGUCACUUCAGCUUGAAAGCAAGGGUGCCAUACUGAACAAUAGUCUCUGGCUGAAUGACACUGUAGUAAUUGACAGCACCGUGGGAAAGGACACAUUCUUUCUUGUCACCUGGAGUAAUCAAGCCCCUGCCAUUUAUCUCUGGGAUCCCAAAGGAACACAAAUCACUAAUUUCACAAUGGACAUGGAUUCCAAAAUGGCCUAUCUCAGUAUCCCAGGAACAGCUCAGGUGGGCGUUUGGACUUACAACCUGGAAGCCAAAGUGACCUCAGAGAUACUAACGAUUACAGUAACCUCUCGGGCAGCAAGUUCUUCUGUGCCACCAAUCACUGUAAAUGCUAAGGUAAACACGGACACUAACAUUUUCCCCAGCCCAACGAUUGUGUAUGCCGAAGUUCUACAAGGGUACACCCCCAUCAUUGGAGCCCGAGUGACAGCUACCAUAGAAUCAAACACUGGAAAGAAAAAAGAGCUAGUCCUGCUGGACAACGGGGCAGGGGCUGAUGCUUUCAAGGACGAUGGGGUCUACUCCAGGUACUUCACAGCUUAUUCAGACAAUGGCAGGUAUAGCUUAAAAGUCCGUGCAGAUGGAGGAACAAACUCUGCCAGGAGAAGUUUACGCCAUCCGUCAAGCAGAGCGGCAUACAUUCCAGGCUGGGUAGUGGAUGGAGAAAUUCAAGGGAACCCACCCCGACCCGAAACAACUGAGGCUACCCAGCCAGUCCUGGAGAAUUUCAGCAGGACAGCGUCUGGAGGGGCCUUUGUGAUGUCCAAUGUUCCAAAUAGCCCGUUGCCUGAUAUGUACCCACCAAAUCGAAUCACAGACCUCCAGGCCACACUUGAUGGGGAAGAGAUCAGUCUAACAUGGACAGCCCCAGGAGAUGAUUAUGAUGUUGGAAAAGUUCAACAGUAUAUCAUAAGAACAAAUGAAAAUAUCAUUGACCUCAGAGACAAUUUUAAUAAUUCUCUUCGGGUUGAUACAACUAGCCUUAUACCAAAUGAAGCCAACUCCAAGGAAACCUUUGUCUUUAAACCAGAAAAUAUCCCUGAAGAAAAUGCAACCUACUUAUUCAUUGCCAUUGAAAGUGUCGACAAAAGCAAAUUGAGUUCAGGACUAUCCAACAUCGCACAGGUAGCACUGUUCACCCCUCAGGCAGAGCCUAUCCCUGAUGAAAGGCCACGUUCCGGAGUUAGCAUUUCUACUAUUGUGCUGUCUGUGGUGGGCUCUGUUGUACUAGUUUGUAUUAUUGUAAGUACCACUAUUUGUAUCUUAAAGAAAAAACGGUCCUCAUCAGGAGCUGGAACAACAUUUUGAAAAGCAACAUGAAUAAAAAGAUAUUUCUGAGUUUUUAAAG